Messenger RNA from Schizosaccharomyces osmophilus, 1596 nucleotides. It is a transcript of the gene fnx1, whose product is annotated as vacuolar amino acid transmembrane transporter Fnx1. The coding region runs from base 1 to 1596 and encodes 531 amino acids. The record is from RefSeq and is a predicted model, not a curated record. Gene Ontology annotation, cellular component: fungal-type vacuole membrane. The transcript has a single exon. Gene Ontology annotation, molecular function: basic amino acid transmembrane transporter activity. Gene Ontology annotation, biological process: transmembrane transport; basic amino acid transport. Lineage: Eukaryota; Fungi; Ascomycota; Schizosaccharomycetes; Schizosaccharomycetales; Schizosaccharomycetaceae.
AUGAAUAAUCCUAAUACACCAACCGAAGAAACCGCUUUACUGAGGUCAGGAACAGAGGCCCAGGAUGAUGGCGAAAAUCUUCCAAACAAGUGGGCCAUUCUGCCGGCGUUGUGGAUCGGUGGCUUCUUGUCGGCCUUGGACAUGACCAUUGUUGCCAGUUUGUAUCCAGUUAUUGGUAGUGAAUUCAAAUUGAUGAAUAAUGCUUCUUACAUUGCUACUUCCUACUUAAUUACGAACACCGCUUUCCAGCCUUUAUAUGGACGACUGAGUGAUAUCUUUGGUCGCCGCGCUGCAAUUGUCUUUGCAAACAUUACCUUUACUAUCGGAACCUUUUUGUGCGGCUCAUCUCGUAGCCUGGCUGGGCUUUGCAUUGCUCGUGCAAUUGCGGGAAUAGGUGGAGGCGGUCUCGGAACCAUGUCUUCCAUUAUUUCUAGUGACAUUGUUUCCCUUCGUGAACGAGGCACUUGGCAGGGAAUCACCAACAUUGUUUGGGGAAUUGGGGGUAGCUUAGGGGGACCACUCGGUGGCCUCAUUGCUCAGCGAUGGGGUUGGAGAGUUGCGUUUUAUUUUCAAAUUCCGCUUGGUAUAAUCUCGACGAUUGUGGUUGCUUGGCGGGUUCGUAUUAAACCAGCUGUACGAGGUUCGAAUGCCCCAUUGUUGUCGCGAAUUGAUUACCUAGGGAGCUUUCUGCUUGUUGCUGGAAUUAGUUUGCUAAUUGUGACCUUCAAUUGGGCUGGAGAUGCAUACUCCUGGUUGUCUCCAAUUAUUCUUGGGUUGUUAAUCUCAUCUGCGUUACUCCUUUAUGCGUUUUAUUGGGUUGAGAAAAACGUUGCGCUAGAACCGAUUGCUCCCGUCUUUAUUUUGAAACAAAUUACUCCUUUAAGUGUUUGUCUUUGUAAUUUCUUUAAUGCGUUUUGUGGUUUUGUUGUCCUUUAUGAACUCCCUUUGUUUUUUGAAGCUGUAUUGUUUAUGCCAUCCUCUGAGGCAGGCGUCCGCAUCUUUCCUUAUGUUAUCUUUACUUCGUUGGGUUCUGUGGUAGGAGGUCUUUAUAUGAAGAAAACAGGUAGAUAUCGCCCUUUAAUUUUAUUUGGGUAUUUUGCCAUGUGGACGAGCAUUGUUGCUUUUAGCGUGCUUUCUUCGUUUGGUCAACGCAUUCCUUUGGUUUUCGUAACUUUGUUUUUGAGUCUCUCGGGAACUGCUUAUGGUAUGAACUUGACUGCAACUCUGAUUGCUGUUAUUAGCUCUCUAGCUCCCCAAGAUCAAGCGGUGGCUACGGGUCUUUCCUACUUGUUCCGCGCUACUGGCAGUGUUAUGGGUAUUAGUCUUUCUCAAACGGCUACACUGACACUUGUAAUGAACAACCUAUCCAAGCAACUUGCUGAUAUUCCUGGAAAAGAAGACCUUAUUCAAUGUUUGCGUGAGAGUAUUAGCAUCAUUCCUGACCUCCCAGCAAACGUCCGUCGCCUCGUCGUUCAAUCUUAUGUGGAAGCAUUCACAGUUGCCUUUGCUAUUGUAUCUUUCUUUGCUUUUUUUGGCCUCAUUUUCUCUUUGAAAAUUCGUCAAUUCUACUUGCACACAUCAGUAGAUCGUAAGUAA